AUUAAAAAUUUUCCUUGUCUCGUUUUGACAAAUAAAUUUAAAAAGAAAGAAAGAAAGGAUCGUUAGAGAAGGGAAAAUUGUCGGUCAACAUUAAGGACGAGCGAAACAUCGAGUUGGCCGAUCUCUUCUGGUACAAAAUCGGGGAACAAAGAUGGGCGCGCAACUGGCUGAUUACAUAAUCGGAGAAAGUGGUUGCGAAACUAGUCGCUCACCACAUGUUGCUAUCACGGAACACGUAACACUUCGCUGGUAUUCGUGGAUAUAGUUGGCCGGGCAUUAUAUCAUAAAGAGACGAAAUUGUUAUGUCAUGAAAUCAACGUUAACGUUACUAUUGACCAAAUCCUUACGAAAUUACGGGAGAGAAUGCAUAAGAGAUCUCGCGUUACGCGAUCGAAAAGAAAAGUCUCGAGAAGGAAGAUCGAUCGAUAAGAUACUUUGAUUAUCGAUUAAUAAUUUAAAAAAAAACGGCUUGAAAAAUUGACGAGAUGGGAACGGCGGUCGAAUGGGUAACGGCGGAGGACGCGUACGAGUGUACCCUCUCGAAGGAGACGCAGCAAAUCUCGAAGGAGGAGCUGAGAGAGGAUAAGAACACCAGGGACCAAGCCCUCGAGCAAAUACGUAACUGGAUAAAAUUGAAUCCGCGUAUUCAGAAUUGCCGUCUUGACGCGCGAUUUUUGUUAAGAUUCCUAAGAUGCAAGAAAUUCAACGUCCCAAUGGCGGAGGAAGCGAUCGAGAGAUACUUGCUGCUGCGCCAGGUCUACCAUCCAGCCUUCAACAAUUUGGAUAUAACAGAACCAACGAUGGAGGAGCUGUUGUCUUUGGGAUAUCUAUUCGCUGCACCCGGACGUGAUUCCAAAGGCCGUCGUGUUAUAAUCGCCAGACCGGGUGUCUUUGAUCCGCACAAGUACACGAACGCCGAUAUGUGUAGAAUUCACGCGAUCACUUACGAGUGUUUGAUGGAAGACGAGGAAAGUCAAGUGCGAGGCUUCGUCCAUUUUGCCGAUGGUGCAGGUGUCAGCUUCCCGCAUUUGACCCUCUUCACGCCCAAGGAGGCUGUUCGUAUCGUGAAAAACGGGGAGCGAACGAUACCAAUGCGACACAAGGAAGUGCACGCGAUCAACACGCAUCCAUCUUUGAAGUUUGCCCUCGAUUUUGGCAUGUCGCUCAUCUCCGAAAAAAUAAAGAAACGUGUGAAAAUUUACACAAGCCUGGAAGAGGCGAUCAAUCACAAGAUGGACACGAGUUUAUUGCCCAAAGAGUACGGUGGUACAAUGCCUAUGAAAGAAAUGAUUGAAUUGUGGAAGAAGGAAUUGCUCGAUAUGACGCCGACAUUGUUGAGCCACGAUAAAAUGCGGGUGAAUUUGGAAUUGUACUCGGAGAAAGCCCGAGAAGGGGCGGUCUCAGCUUUGAAACAGGGCUUCGGAUGUUCCGAUAUUGGGCCCAACGAUUCGACCAUGUACGGGAUCACAGGCUCUUUCAGGAAGCUCGAGGUCGACUGAGACGCAUUAUUCGCGUUACACAUGUAUCAAUCAAAGUAUUCUAUCCUUGUAAGCUUGCUCUAUCUAUCUAUUGGAACAAUGUUAUCAACUCUUUUUUACAAGCGUAGCCAUUAAACGCGAAAUCUCGUUAAGAUAUUACUCGUGGACAUAAAAAAAAAAAAAAGAAAAAGAAAAAAAGGCAGUGAAAUUUCGAUCUCGUUAAUGCAAUGCAAUUUUGCGGCCGAUAAAUUUCUUUUAAACCGAUAAUUGUUUAAGCGUAAAAUUGUAAUGGAUUGACUUAGGUUUAAUUAUUAUAAGUUACGUAUGUCUCAUUGCAUUUCUAGUUAUUUGUAAAUAAUAACAUUUGGAAAUAAAUAUAUUUUCUUACGCUAAA
This is a messenger RNA of Apis mellifera (honey bee), 1872 nucleotides long. Its product is annotated as clavesin-2. The record is from RefSeq and is a predicted model, not a curated record. Gene Ontology annotation, cellular component: membrane. The transcript is spliced from 7 exons. Bases 486 to 1499 code for a protein of 337 amino acids. NCBI's taxonomy places the organism in Eukaryota, Metazoa, Arthropoda, Insecta, Hymenoptera, Apidae. Gene Ontology annotation, molecular function: phosphatidylinositol bisphosphate binding.